GACAUUGAAAGACAGCUGCAAUGAUUUUGGGAUUUCCCGUAGAUAUUUAGAGCUAAUAGGAAGGAAAAUCUUUCCAGCAGUUUUCGUCAUGGCUAACAGGAGAGGUAACAGAUAUCCUCCGUGUGAACGACGACCGAGACGAAACGUUGAAAAUACUGAAGAUAUGGAAAAAUUCUCAAAAUACUUAGCAGAGAUGCUACCUAAGGAGAUGUUUUUUAUGAAAACGUUUCACCAGGGAGUUAAAAACCUAUUUGGGAUUGAUUUAGUUCGGGAUGAAAAGGAAAUCAAAGAGAUGUGCAAAAUUCUCAAGGAUGCAAUAAUCAAAUUCAGUGGUGGACAUGAUACAUCUGAAAAUGGCCUACUUGCACUAAUGGGGAAAUAUUUUGGUGACUUUUUCUUUACAAACAUCGGGUGUUAUAAACAUUAUCCUCAUGAAUAUAUUGAACAGAUUGAAUACAAUGUACUUCAAAAGUUCUUUGGACAUUUCUUUCCAGCGAUGAAAGAUGCGGCCAAAAGCAUACAUGUCAAGUUUCUGGGUAGCUUUUUUGACGGCCUUGGAAUCCCAUUUUUGUUUGACCGGGAGCAUAAAGCCCACCUUGAAAUAUCAGAUGCGGAUGUCAUGAUAGUACUAACACCGCCAUUUUUCCCCGCGGUCUCGUCUAGUAGAGAGCAAGUGUCAACAACAGAGGCAGCGUUGAUCGUGGAUGGUCAUGGAUGUCAUCCCGGUUAUGUCAAACUGAAGAUCCAAAGCGAAAAUCAUAUGCUUCAUCUGCCAGGCAUUUUUGAGCAUGAUCAUGGGGAUAUAUGUCUGAGCAACAGAAGUAUGAAAUACUGCAUCGAAAAUCCGGCACCCGGGUUUGAAAAACUGAAAAUACUGUGGAAAAUGGUUAAUGUAAGCUUUAAUGGCCCUGCGGUGUCGUACAAAUUGCCAUUUUUUUCUGGUGUCAAACGCAAUAUUGUUCUGACAGGCGAUAUUGUUGGGUCAUUUCCGUGGAAUGAGUUUCCUCGCGAAGCAAACGAGUGGCUUAGUCGCAAAAGAUCGAGCGGUUGGCCUAGUACGGAGCAAGUUAGGACCGUGGAAGAAUUUGGAUGCCAUGUUGUUCCAGUUGCCAAUCCUGGUGAUAGAGAUAGUCGAACCGAAUGGAGGAUCUCUUUUGCUUCAGGUGAGCGUCACCUUGCCUUGUCCUUAAAUCAAGGCCAGCGCCGUGUUUACCGCAUCAUAAAACUGAUACAUAAACAGAGGCUGGGGGACCUCGGCGUCCUUUCUACUUACCACCUUAAGACAACGUUACUCUGGUUAUGUGAGCGCAUCCCACAGGAAAGGUGGACAGAACAAGAGAUGGGACAACGUUUUUACGAUUUUCUCGACCUCUUGAUUGAUUUUCUCUCCAAGAAGUGCAUUCCAAACUACUUCAUACGGGAAAACAACAUGAUAGAUUACAUGGAUGAACAAUUAGUCAAUGAAAAUGCUAAAAUUUUGUGCGAGAUCCGCAAAAAUCCAAAAGCAAUCCUCGACGAAAUCCAAGCAACAUAUGACCUCCGCUUUGAUCUAGUGGAAUACUUGUUGUCAAAAACUCCUUUCAGAGAUGUUUUGAAGGAGCUUGAAACACAGCAGGUGCGCGCAGGAUCACCAGAGGAUAAAGGUGCAGGAGACUUGCUUAAAGUCAUGAGAGAGAUACUGAUCGACUCGUCAGAAAAUGACUCGGACAGUGUCUUGGGGGCAGUCGGGGGAGCGGUAGACGCCUUUUCAAGGAAAGACCCGGACAGUCCCUUUAAACUAAUGAAAGAAGUUGGAAAGGGGUUGUUGAAAAUAGCCUUGAAAGAUAAAGUCGAAGCAAAAGCAAAACGAACAACUCACUCAGCUUGCAAUGAUAAGCAUGGGACGGCAGCGAGAAAAAAGGUGGACAGUCCCCAAACAACAAACAUUGCAGAAAACAUGAUACAUAGAAAGCAUGUAAUAGUGACUGACUCAAUAGGACAGGACCUUGAUGGCAACAGGAUGGACAGAUCCUACGUGAAAGUACUGAGAGAAAAAACUAUUGCAGACGCACAUGACUAUAUAAUCAAAUCAAACCUGGGAAAUCCAGAAUCUUUGACUUUUAUUGUGGGGACAAUUAGCAUUGAUCACCAAAGUGUUGCAGACACCGUCGAAGAGUUGCAACAGCUGCGACAGACAACAGAAACGAAAUAUCCAGACUGUGAAAUAUAUUUCACAGGGAUCCUGGAUCGUCAACAUAAUCAAAGUUUUAACGAGAGAGCAAAGCGGUACAAUGACCUUGUUCAAGCAGAACUCGAAGGCCAUCAGAAAGCACAUUUCAUCGCAGUAAAUGAGGUAAUAAGCUCCCCAGAUUACUACAGGGAAGAUGGAUUUCACCUCAGUAGGAGGGGCACAAGCCUACUAGCACAAUGUUUAAGGGAUGCACGCACUACUGCUCCACCGCGAUCUACUACCGACGGUCCAUAAACUUUAAACCAGGAUAGACUAGACAAGAGAUUCUUAGCAAAUU
Molecule: messenger RNA, 2507 nt
Organism: Lingula anatina
Lineage: Eukaryota; Metazoa; Brachiopoda; Lingulata; Lingulida; Lingulidae
Source: RefSeq, a predicted model, not a curated record